Labrus mixtus (cuckoo wrasse) is the source of this 3651-nucleotide messenger RNA. RefSeq names its product carbohydrate sulfotransferase 8-like. The record is from RefSeq and is a predicted model, not a curated record. Gene Ontology annotation, cellular component: membrane. Bases 1369 to 2739 code for a protein of 456 amino acids. Gene Ontology annotation, biological process: proteoglycan biosynthetic process; carbohydrate biosynthetic process. Gene Ontology annotation, molecular function: sulfotransferase activity. The transcript has 4 exons. NCBI's taxonomy places the organism in Eukaryota, Metazoa, Chordata, Actinopteri, Labriformes, Labridae.
UCUGCAAAAGAUGAAAAAUAUAUUUAGACUUUUUAAAAUAAAGGAACAACCCCGCCUCAGAUCCCCCGCCAGCUUUAGUCAGAAUCCAUGAGGGGAAUCAAGAUAGACAGCUUGUGUGGGGGUGUUACUGGUAGACGGGUUAGGAGUAAACCUUUCUACAGAAUUCUGUAAGGACUGAGGGGGAUAAAAAAAAAAAAGUAAUAAAUCCCUGUGAGUGUAAGCCUUAGUAGAAAUGUUUAUGUUUCAUGUAAGAGGAUAAGUUGGUGGGAUGGAUUUUUUUAAAUGAUUUUUGAUUAGGGAUUGAAAAACAAGGUGCAUAUAAGUUAUUUCUGCGGACAUAUAGACGCUUAAAUAUUAUCUUUGCAUAUAGACAAAUACAUUUUAGACAAAACUCGUCCUAAAUUGAGAUGUGCGAGAUAAAUGUCUCAUAUUCUAACACAGACAUCAGCCCCACGUUUUCAAAGCCACUAUUAAUAAGUCAUUCACUAGUGAUUAAUGCCCUCAGACUUCAUUGAAUUGAUGUGUAUCUGCACAUCUCUGAUUAAAGCACAGAUCUAGUUUAAACUCUCUGCCGCCUCUACAGUAGCUCCGCUGCAUUUAUAACAGGAGUGCACAUCGUACUGUAUCCUCUUGCAGCCGAGUCAUCCCGCCAUUCGGAAGCUCAAAACCGGGUUUUAAUAAUGAUGGGACACGGAGCUCAUCCAUAUUAGAGGAGUCUUUAAUGAACUCAGACCGUAAAAGACACUCCUCCCGCUCCCGGCUGGCACCGCUCCUCUCCACUCCCGUAGCUUCCCCAGACGCUGCGCGGGAGGGCAUCCACACACAGCCUCAUCUUUAUCAGGAUCUGCAUCGCCUUCAAGACAAAGAGAACACCGCCAAGUGAGGAUGUGCUCCACUAGCAAGAGGAGAGGCCAGUCUUAAAAGUCAUUAUUUCUGCAGCCGUGCCCGCCCGGAGGCAAGACACGGCACCGGUUCCUUGGAGACUCUUUGCGGGGAUGCGCAAAGAUGUGAGUAAAGAGUGCGAGGCAGCGUUGUGAUUGGUCAUACCCUCUCUGAAAGCAUCAGACACACGACGAGGCAUGUUUGCUCCUGCCAGAGCAGCAACGAGGUGGCAACAAACUUGAAGGGGAGACGCGUUGUCAGAGUACACAGUCCGUUGCGUUCGCAGCGUCAACCAUCAACUCGCAUCAUUUUUCCCCCCGAAGAGGCGGACGCGCUCUCCGUGGUGCUGAAACACAAACACUCCGCGGAUCAACUAGUGUAGAAGAAGAAGGUACUCGCACUCCGCCACCUGCUCCCGAGCUGCAUGCUAUUUGGAACACAGCUACAGUGAGAAGUUAUUACAUUAGUGUCUGACUGUGUCCCAUCAUGCUGGGGAUGAAGUGGAAGAUGGUCGUGGACUCCCUGCGAGGACGGAGAAGGAGGCUGCCCUGUUCGCUCUGGUUCCUCCUGCUGUUCGCCGCUGGAGGUCUAGUGCUCUUCAUCCACCAGCGAGAUCUGUCUGAGAUGGUACAGCAUCAAGGCCCAGGCGUGAAGCUUGGAAGCACUCCACGGCAGUCCAGAGAGACCCUUUCAACACAAGAAAGAGAGAGAGAAAGAGGCAAAUCUGAUGGUUAUCAGGACCAUAAGGCAGCAGUGAGCAUCUUGUCCAGCCCGAUCCCUCCGAUGCAGUUCCCACACUUUGAGGAGAGCAGACAGAUGGCCACCCCUGGGUCCCAGGAGCAGGACAUAGGCUCACUUCAUGUCUCCAAAAGACAGCGCAAACUGCUGAAAACAAGCCCUCCGAAUCAUCAAAACAACAGCCAUGUUUCCUCCUCGGCCUCCUCCUCUUCCUCCUCAUCCUCUGUCUCCUCCUCCUCCUCUUCCUCCUCUGCCUUUAUGGGCUCCUUUUCCCCUGAGAGUUGGAAAAAGCUCUCUGACAUCUUGGAAGCACGUCGACAGCUGAUGAAGGAGAUGUGUGCUAAGUACAAGAGCAGCAUCUCCAGGACCAUCACUCGUCAUCAUGUCAAACACAUCUUUGUGGAGGACAAGUACAAGUUGCUGUACUGCCAGGUUCCCAAAGCAGGCUGCUCCAACUGGAAGAGGACCCUGAUGGUGCUGGCGGGUCAGGCCCCCAACGCACAGAGCAUCAAACACGACACAGUCCACUACGGCCACCAUCUGAAGAAGCUGGACAGCUUUGACAGACAAGGAAUCAUGCACCGUCUGGAGACCUACACCAAGGUCAUGUUUGUGCGAGAGCCGCUGGAGAGGAUGGUGUCGGCUUACAGGGACAAGUUUGAAAAUCCCAACAACUACUACCACUCCCUGUUCGGGAAACCCAUAAUCUCCAAGUAUCGCGUGAACCCAUCCUGGGCGGCUCUGAAGACAGGCAGCGGGGUCACGUUUAAGGAGUUUGUCCAGUACCUGCUUGACGUCCACCGGCCUGUGGGAAUGGACAUCCACUGGGAGCAGGCCAACCAGCUCUGCAACCCGUGUCUCAUAGACUACGACUUCAUCGGCAAGUUCGAAAACAUGGAGGAGGAGUCCAACUUCCUCUUGCGAUUGACUGGAGCGCCGUCCAACCUCACGCUGCCCACUUUUAAAGACAGGAACCCAACGGACAAGAGGACCUCUAUGCAGAUCACACAAAAAUACUUUACACAGGUCAGCACGUUGGAGAGACAGCGGGUUUACGACUUCUACUACAUGGAUUAUCUGAUGUUUAACUAUUCCAAACCUUUUAAAGAUUUAUACUGACUGACUCCCAUCGUGACGCCUGAAUCACAUUCCACUAGGUCUUCAUCUCUACCUUGACAGAAAACCUUAACAUAAAGAGGCCCCACUCACACACUCAUAUGGAUCUUUGCAUCAAAGCAGAACGAUCAGAGACGGAACUUUCUCUGAAUUUCACAAAAGCUGCUUUUUAUGAAAACAUUUCUACCAGGAUAUCUUCAUUUGAACCCCACUAUGAGAUGAGAAGGCUCAUGUGAUAUUGUGUAUGAAAUCCUCUAAAUUUAAUUUGAAAUGAAACUAUUUAUCCACUACAUGGUACAUGGUGAGGUAUGAUAUUAAAAUUAUAAAUGUAAUGCUUCUAAAGAAAAGUUCAUAAUUGUUCAACAGGCUUUAAAUCGUGCCUAACUGUGAGUCGGAUAGCAUUUGCAAAUGAUUCAUCAAAGUCCCCACAUCGGAGGGGUUUGAUAAAGGUUCUAAUCGUUUUUUCUUCAUUUAGAACUGAUUUCAGUAUUUCCACCUACAGUCAUAUGAAUCACACCAAAAUGUUAGAUUUUUUGAUGCAUGAGUUUGUGAUCGAGUUAUUAUCAUGGCCAUGUGCUAUAGACUCAACGUUCGACUGAAUUAGAAAUAUUUGCAAUUACUAUUUGACUCUGAAGGUCAGGCAUCUGUUUACCUCUAUACAACGCAUACUAACAAAUAUAUUUUGUGUAAAAGGUUUUUAACAAGAACCAUAACAAACGGAAACUACAUAUAUUAUAAAUCUUUCAGAUGUGUCAAGUGCUGCCCACUUGUAAGCUGUGUGCACUUAUUGUAGCAUUUUUGUACUUCUAACUUCGACGGUUCGGUUUGUGCUUUAGUCUAACACAUGUGCUGAAGGUCCCACAUCACAUGAGGUAUACUACACACACGGCUGGGCUGAUGUUAGAAACAGGAAGU